AUGGCAUCUCAAGCGCCAUCUCACGACCGCAAUGAGGUCUCCAUUGACAUGAUCAAAUCCGAUAAGCCCCCUGAACAACAGUCUGCCGCACAGUCUCUUGCUCCUGGUGCACAGAGACCAAACCCUCCCUCACAGCCUGCCGCCCGAGGCUGGCGAUUCUGGGCCAUCUUCCCUCCACUGUGUAUAGCAACGCUUUUCUCUGCUCUCGAGUCUACGGUGACAUCGACUUCGCUGCCGGAAAUCACGGCUACCCUGCACUCUGGCCCGGACUAUGUCUGGUUUCUGAAUGGCUACCUUCUCACGUCCACCGUCUUUAUCCCCUUCUACGGCCAAUUCGCCCAGGUUUUCGGCCGCAAAUGGCCCACCAUGGUGGCCGUGUCCAUCUUCACCCUGGGCAGCGGCAUCAGCGGUGGUGCCAAUUCGACCGCAAUGCUCAUCGCAGGACGACUCGUGCAGGGCCUCGGCGGUGCUGGCAUCGGGUCCAUGACGAAUUUGAUUAUCAGCGAUCUCGUCUCUGUCCGGGAGCGGGGCAAGUACCAGGGCAUUAUUUUCGGCACGUUCGGCAUCGGCAUCUCCAUCGGACCUGUGAUCGGGGGUGCCAUUGCGCAGAGCGGGCACUGGCGAUGGGUGUUCUGGCUGAAUCUGCCUCUGGGAGGGGUGACACUGCUGCUGCAGAUCAUCUUUCUGCGAAUCACCUACCGGAAGAUCUUCACCUUCCAGCAGAAGAUCAGGCAGAUCGAUUGGAUCGGUAACCUGCUGCUCAUCGGGUCGAUGAUUGCCAUCCUCCUCGCACUUUCCUGGGCAGACACCAGAUACCCCUGGUCGAGCUGGCGCAUUCUCGUCCCAUUGCUGGUUGGCUUUGCCGGGAUGUGUGUCUUUCAUGCCUUUGAGACAACCCAAUGGUGCAAGGUGCCAACCAUCCCCGGCCGCCUGUUCACCAACCGCACCAGCGCCGUCUGUCUCGUCAACACCUUCCUCUCGUCCAUGCUCACCUUCUGGCGCGUCUACUUCCUCUCCCUCUACUUCCAGGGUGUUUUGCUUGCCUCCCCGCAACGGUCCGGCGUGCUCCUCCUGCCCAGCGUCCUCACUGCAGCCCCGGCAGCCAUCCUCUCCGGCUUCGCCCUCUCCCGCUGGGGCCGAUACAAACCCAUCCAUCUCAGCGGAUACGCGCUCAUGACCCUCGCCACGGGCCUGUACAUCGACCUCGACGCCCACUCCAGCAUGGCCAAGAUCGUCAUCUACCAGAUCAUCGCCGGCGUCGGCGGCGGCAUCCUCCUCACCACCUUCCUGCCCGCCGUCCAGGGCGCCCUCCCCCAGUCGGACGUGGCGCCCGCUAGCGCCACAUGGGCCUACCUCCGCGCGUUCGGGAGCAUCUGGGGCAUCGCUAUCCCCGCCGCGAUCUUCAACAGCCGCUUUGCGUACCAUGUGCAUGCCGUGAGCGAUGAGGGGAUCCGGCGCGCGCUGGGGGGCGGCAAUGCCUACGCGCAUGUCUCGAGCCGGUAUCUUUUGGGACUGGCGGAGGAGACACGGAACGAGGUUGUGGGAGCGUAUCUGGCGGCCUUGAAGAACGUGUGGCAGGUUUGUAUUGGGUUUUGUGGGCUGGCGUUCCUGCUUACCUUGUUGGAGAAGGAGAUCCCGAUGCGCACGACGGUGCAGUCGGACUAUGGAUUGAAGGAGAAGAAGGGGAACAGUGGACAGGGGGUUGCAGAGAGAAAACCAGAGAACCGGGUUCCUGCUGUGUCCGGGGGAAAUGAGUGA
Molecule: messenger RNA, 1758 nt
Organism: Aspergillus thermomutatus
Lineage: Eukaryota; Fungi; Ascomycota; Eurotiomycetes; Eurotiales; Aspergillaceae
Product: MDR family MFS transporter
Exons: 2
Coding region: 1-1758 (585 amino acids)
Biological process (GO): transmembrane transport
Molecular function (GO): transmembrane transporter activity
Source: RefSeq, a predicted model, not a curated record